Selaginella moellendorffii is the source of this 937-nucleotide messenger RNA. Its product is annotated as INO80 complex subunit D. The coding region runs from base 14 to 805 and encodes 263 amino acids. The transcript has 2 exons. Gene Ontology annotation, cellular component: NSL complex. The record is from RefSeq and is a predicted model, not a curated record. Lineage: Eukaryota; Viridiplantae; Streptophyta; Lycopodiopsida; Selaginellales; Selaginellaceae.
UUAGAGCGAGGCGAUGGCGCGCAGGCAAGGGAUUGCUCCGCCAGUGGCUGUGCCAGCCGCGGCCACGGCAGCGGCGGCGGUGGCGGAGAGCGCCGCGCCGGAUGAGAGAUUCGUGGAGGAUGAGGGAUAUUUCUCACAGGAUCCACAGGAGUGUGUGCCAGCGGUGGCGAUGGAGGGCGCCGAGGAGGACGAGAUGCUAUCGCGAUCCAUGGUGAUGACAAGGGCCGAGGUCGUCAAGCGCCGGCGGCGAAGGGUGAGGCAGCUGAUCAAGCUCUAUCGGGUACAGUAUUGGGCAUUGCUCGAGGAGCUGCGCGCCAAGUACCGGAGGUUCUAUCUCCGGACAGGGAAGAGCGGCUGGCGCGAGGAGAAUGAGGCGGAGGAAUCGCAGCAGCCGGGCAAUGUGGACAUGAGAGUGCCCGAGCGAUCGGCCGGGGAGGCGAUCAAGUGUGGAUUCCAGGGAUGCAUGACCAAGCCGAUGCCGCUCAGCGCCUAUUGCUUCGAUCAUAUUCUCUUGGAGCCUCGCCAGUGCUUGUACAAGCCGUGCGCAUUCGUUCCUCGCAGUGCCCCGAAUGGAACUUGUGGGAAACCCGUUCUUCGUGCGGUAGUGCCAUCUUUUUGCGCCAUUCACUUCCAGUUAGCCCAGAGGCAAGCUGCUCGAGUAAUGAAGAGGGCCGCCAAUAACAACACGGUGCCUCCACUGGGAGCGUUUGCUGGCAAAGGCGCUCCCAAGCUCCAUGUCUUGAUCUCGGAGUACGUUCGAGCCAUCCAGAACAAACGAAGGGCCAGGGCCGCCAACCACAGCUAAAGCUUUAUCUUUCGUAUAGGAGGUAGACGAUGGUGUGUCCUCGAGUUUUCUUACUUCGUUAUGGUCGCAGGUUUAAACCUGCGCGCUAUAAUACAAAAGGCACUUUGAUGCCGACGGAGUAAUAUUCUACUA